UGGAGGAAGCGUGCGGGAGGGGGGGACAGAGCAGCAAAAGCAGGCAGCGGCAACAGUUUACGAACAAGAGCAGUUUCAGCUUCAGCAACCGAGAGAAGAAGGGCUUCCAUUUUUGUGUGUGUGUGUGUGCGCGCGCGCCAGUAUAAGGACCGAGUUGGCUACCGGGUCCAGCUGGGACAAAAAGGUGAACCUGAGUCCACAGAGCCGGGACAAAGUGAGCCUGAGUCCACAGAAGCGCCUGAGAGCAAAUUCCAGCAGACGAAAAUGAGCCUCUCAGUGUGCUCUAAGCCAGUAUGACGGGCUGAGGGCUCUUGGACUCAGGACUUUGCUCCGCUCUUUCUCUUUCUGCAGCUCUCCUGACAAAGGGAACCAGAGGAGGGGAGGACAAAAAAAAAGAAUCAAAGUACUCGCUUUCACUUUGUAAAGAAAGGACCCAGAUUCAAGAUGGAGGAGGGCUAUGAACUUGACCUGACGUAUAUCACAGAACGUAUCAUCGCUGUGUCCUUCCCGCGGGGAUGCUCAGAGGAGAUCUACUCCCAUAACCUCAAGGAUGUCACACGAAUGCUCAAGUCCAAGCAUGCAGAUAAUUAUCUGAUCAUCAACCUCUCAGAAAAAAGAAGUGAUCUGUCCAAAAUGAACCCAAAGAUCAUGAUGUGUUUGCAGACCCUUGAUACAGGUUGGCCAGAUCUACAUGCACCUCCACUGGAUAAAAUCUGUACAAUCUGCAAAGCCAUGGAGAGUUGGCUCAAUGCUGACCCACUACAUGUUGUGGUUAUACACUGUAGGGGUGGCAAGGGUCGAAUUGGUGUUGUCAUUUCAUCAUUUGUGCAUUUCACCGACGUGUCAGCCAGUGCUGAUCAGGCGUUGGACCGCUUCGCGAUGAGGAAAUACUACGAUGAUAAGGUAUCAGCUCUGAUGACACCCUCGCAGAAACGGUAUGUUUGGAUACUCAACAGUCUUCUCAGUGGAUCAAUGAAGAUCAACGCCUCGCCUUUGUUCCUGCACUGCAUCAUUCUUCAUGGGAUCCCGAACUUUGAUGCCACUGGAGUGUGUCGACCGUACAUCAAGGUCUACCAGGGAAUGCAGGCGGUGUAUUCGUCUGGAGUCUAUCACAUCGGUCCAGGCCACAGAGACCGUGUAUGCAUCACCUUAGAGCCUGCACAGCUUCUUAAAGGGGAUAUCAUGGUCAAAUGUUAUCACAAAAGUGAAAUUACCUCAGAUCGUGAGGUGAUUUUCCGGCUGCAGUUCCACACAGGAGCUGUACAAGGCUACAACCUGAUGUUUGAAAAAGAGGACAUGGAGACAGCUAACAAAGAUCCCAGAUUUCCAGAUUAUGGUAAAGUGGAGCUGGUGUUCUCCGAGGGACCAGAGAAGAUCCCAGGUGCCGACAGGUGGCAAAAUGGGGCAGAUGUUAUUGUGGACUACAACACAGCAGAUCCUCUAACCCGCUGGGACUCCUACCAAAACAUCUGUGAUGGCGAAGCGCCUCGCUCGCAAGGUCUAACCCAGGACAAAGGGCCAAACAAGAGGAGCCCCAACGGAGGAGAGGCCACGCUGGGCCGGGGGGCCCGCACGACCUCCGCCACCUCCAGCCCUGACCACAGUGACCACGCCCUUUCUGUCAGCAGUGACUCAGGUCUGUCGAGCACCUCUCUGUGGGCGGACAGACCCACGCCGACCACCACUGGCACCAUCAGGCCCAACCAGGGUCCCAGUCAGCAGGAAAAGGUCCAGCUGAAGCGCCUGCUAAGUGGCUUUGGUGUUGAGGACCCCUCUCUGGAGGAGAUGGAUGACCAAGGUCCUAGGGUGGGCACCCAGCAGAUAGUCCCAGCACAGGUGCACAUCAAUGGAGACCCCCGUCCUCGAGAGAGGGAAACAGACAUCCUUGAUGAUGAGGUCAUUACAGGUCAUGAUUUGCACAGUGUGGACAGCUUAGGUACUUUGUCAUCGUCUUGCCACAAGAGCAGCCAGAACUCCCUGCUUUCAGAUGGAUUUGGUAGUCCUGGAGGAGAGGAGCAACAAAAUCAAAGUCAGCAGCAGCUCCACCAUCCUGCACCUCUUUCCAUAGAGGAGUAUGACAGGCCAUAUGCUGAGACUAGAAGGGGCUGUCUAGGUUCCCGGAGCAACUCUGUGGCCUCUUCUAACCCCAGCAGUGCCCCCAUGACCAAGCAGCAUGUCUAUAGACAAGGAAGCUAUUCCACACAGUCCUGGGUUCGGCAGCAGCAGAUGGUUGCUGCACAGAAGUUUGCAUACAUGCCUGAGGAUGGAAAUGAUACAGAAAGGUAUGCAGGAAACAAGCAAGGGAGCAGUUCACCCAACACAGGCUUGCCUCGUGAACCACAGGGUCCUGCCAGGGACAUGACAGUGGAUGCUCUAAGAAACUCAGCAACUCACAAGGAACAGGCAACAAUAAACAAUAACAACAACAACAAACGGGACGAGGAGUUCAAAUCUCUGACGAUGGACAUUGACAACUCCAUCGACCAGCUCAACCAGCUGAUCAUGGACCUGGAUCCCACAUUCGUGCCGGUAUCAAGUCGCAGCAGCUCCAUUAAGAGAAGCGAUGGGACACACGUGAACGGCUCUGUCGGCAAAUGCUCCAACGGCAUCAAUCUCAGAUUUGACGAUAAUAACGAAGCAACCCUGAAAAACACACAGCAGACAGCUGUCCAGUCCAACGAGGGACGGGGGGGUGUCACACGGAGUCUGAGUCACCAGGAAAGUGAUGUCACAGAUCACCCAGGAUACUGUAGCUCAGGGUGGGGUGGGACAGACCCUUACAGAGGCCAGAGGACAUACUCUCCUUGCGUGCCACAGUCUCAGCAUCCCAUGUUGUACAGGACCGACAGUACUGAUUACAGGGCGCAGGGUCCUGACAUUGAUAGCGGGGUCGAAGCUGGUAGUGACAUGACUCCCCCCACCCCUGCCUUUCCCAUCUCUCCUCCGACACCUUAUGUGAAAACCAUGUCAGAAAUGAUGCAUCUCAGGCAAACUCCUUCUCCCAACAUGCAGUCCUAUGGGGGCUACAGAACGGAACAUGAACCCCGUGGAUACUCAGACGUGAUCGGUCACAUCGGAGUUGACGGUUUGCCAGACUCCUCCGUCAGCUGCCAUAGGACUUUAAGCGCCACACAUUCAGCCUCUAUGGCUGGGACCAUUCAGCGGACAGACAGCUCCUCAAUAAACCAGUCCUGGCCAGACCAUCCUGCCCUGACCCGCCAUUCGUCUCUGAGUAGCUACUCCUCUGCCAGGCAACCACCUCAACACUCCAUGUCAAUGGACUACGGCCACCACUCUCCCCCCCUUCACCAUCCUCACAUUCAUCCUGCUCCCAAUGCCCACAGCUCUCCUCGAAGCAGCCAGCGAAGCCGCAUGGCUCACUUCGCGCUCAGCCGCUGUCCCGCUCAAAGCUUCGACGAGCAGGACGACUCCGGCCUCGGCUACGGGACAGACUGUCUGACCUCCACCUCGUCUCUGCUUGGAAACAGGGGCAUGGACCGGGACCUGCUGACCCCAGUGGAAGGGCAGAGUCAGUCACAGCUGCAGCAAGUCAACCCUCCGCUUUUGCCUGAAAAGAAGAGGGCGUCAGAUGGCGAACAUUCACUGGGAACAGCCUCUCCUGCCCUUAGUGGGUUCUCAAGUCCCCACAGUGGGAGUUCUUUGAGUAUUCCCUUCCCCAAUGUUUUGCCAGACCUCUCAGCUCAGAUGCCCAGCUCAGCCUCACCUCUGCCAGAUGUACUGGCCAGCAAGCAGGUUACUGUAAAAUUUGUGCAGGACACAUCAAAAUUCUGGUACAAGCCUGAUAUCUCAAGGGAUCAAGCCAUUUCAGUCUUGAAAGACAAGGAGCCUGGCUGCUUCAUUGUAAGGGACAGCCAUUCUUUCAGAGGGGCCUAUGGGCUGGCAAUGAAGGUGGCAACCCCCCCACCCUCUGUUCUCCAGCAGACUAAGAAAGGAGGAGAUUUGUCCAAUGAAUUAGUGCGCCACUUCCUCAUUGAGUGUACACAGAAAGGAGUUCGGUUGAAGGGUUGUCCCAAUGAACCCUAUUUUGGAAGCCUAACUGCAUUGGUCUGCCAGCAUUCAAUCACUCCUUUGGCCUUACCCUGCAAACUUAUUAUACCUGACAGAGAUCCUUUAGAAGAUGUUGUGGAGAAUACGUCACAAUCAGUCACCAACUCUGCUGCGGAGCUGCUAAAACAGGGUGCAGCCUGUAAUGUGUGGUACCUGGGCUCUGUGGAGAUGGAGUCCCUGACGGGGACCCAGGCGGUGCAGAAAGCCACCAGUAUGACUCUGAGCUCCAACCCUCAAAUAACCUCCACUGUGGUGCAUUUCAAAGUCUCCUCCCAGGGAAUCACCCUCACGGAUAACCAGAGAAAGCUUUUCUUCAGGAGGCAUUACAACGUGAAUACGGUCAUAUUUUGUGCAUUGGAUCCACAAGACAGAAAGUGGAAAAUAGAUGGCUACCCCCCAGCGAAGAUCUUCGGCUUUGUGGCGAGGAAAACUGGCACUUCCACGGACAAUAUAUGUCAUCUGUUUGCAGAGCAUGAUCCUGAGCAGCCGGCAAGUGCCAUUGUCAACUUUGUGUCCAAGGUGAUGAUUGGCUCGCAGAGGAGUAAGUAGGCCUGACAUGGGAUGGAACGGAUCACAUGGGACAGAUGUUUUUUAUUUUCAUUUUUUAUUUUUUACUGAGAGGAGGAAAAAAAGAACUAAAGACAGAAAGAAAAACAGAAGGACUGAGGAUUGUCCUGGACAUUAAACCUGUACAUUCACAAUAAUCAGUUAUUAAGACCAGUACAUUCAGUAUCAUGUAAGAGAACAAUGUAAGCUUUGUUUUAUUUUGUUUUAUUGUUUUAUUCCAUGUAACAUGAACUCUAGAGUAGCCAAGAAAGAAAACAACACAAUUAUAACUGAUAGUGUCUUAAUAUCAUUUUCACUUUGUACAUAUUUUAAAUACAUAACCCAACGGCAGGCUUUUUUUUAUCAAAGUAUAGCAUUUUCUCGGGCCAAAUUAAGAAAAACCUAUCAUGUUGCAUGUAAUUUUCAGUCUAUUAUUUAACCAAAACAAGCUUCAUUUAACUUGUCUAUUCUUAUUAUCUUCUUUUACAUUAUAGCCAUUGUAGAAGGUCCUUUUUGCUGCCUCUGUCGGGCAUGCAGUGUCAAAUAUUAAUAUUCUGCAACUAGCCACAUCACAUACUGGUUUAUCUUAUAAUAUCUAUGCAAUGUAAAAGUCUAUUUUUUUAAAAUCAUCAGCCUGCUGUACAUGUAUAGCAUGUAUGUGGCUUCUCUAAAUCUGUUAAACUGUUUUCUUCUUAAUGUGUAUGUGAAUACGACCACUUGUAAGGCUGCCAGUAACAUUUUAAUGAAAGUGUUUGUGUGUGUGCGAUAGCGUGUGUGUGUCGAAACGAGAGAAACCAUAGAAAACUAUUUUAAGUAAACCCUAAUAUAUAUAUCUAUAUAUAUAUCUAUAAAUAUAUAUAUUGACUUGGCAUAAAAACAAAUCAGUACUUUGUUUAUUAGAUAGUACCAGUGGUAUUCUGUUCUCAGCUGCCACAUUUUUACAUUAUUUUUGCCCAAUUUGUGGGGCUUGUUGUCCACUAACAGCACUGCAGUGUCUCAAUAUCAAAAAAUCAGGAUCGGACAUACAGUAGGCUGCUAUAUUGAGAGGAAAAUACUGGAAUUGUGUUGCGUGUUAGUGUUUUACAGGUUAUUAGAGGAAAGACAGGGGCUCAGAGAUUCAGUGAAACUGCACAGAUACAGUUUGGAUUGGACAUGCUCAAUUCGUCAUCUGUCAAUGACGCAUACAAUACACUUGCUCUGGGAUGAGACAAAGUGCUUAUUAGCCCAGUUGAUUGCUUGUUGGCAUUGUAUAUGAGAUGAUGACCGUAAAAAGUAAUUCCUUUCAACGUUACUUUUAUUCAAUGUUUGUGAUGGGCAGCCAUUUUAUCCAUAGAGGGACCUACCACCACAAUAAAGCUGUGUUGUUGUUCUUAUAUUCUUUAUGUACACAUUUGUUAUCACGCCCAUAUAUCUGUACCUCAUACUUAUCUCAUACAAUACUGUGCCUCUGUUUAUAACAUGCUACAUGUGAACAGUUUAUUUGUAUAUUGAUAUUGCAUUUGUUUGAUUGUGUUAUGUAAAUAAACAGGAGGAAACAUGUA
Molecule: messenger RNA, 6155 nt
Organism: Sphaeramia orbicularis (orbiculate cardinalfish)
Lineage: Eukaryota; Metazoa; Chordata; Actinopteri; Kurtiformes; Apogonidae
Product: tensin-3
Exons: 27
Coding region: 445-4617 (1390 amino acids)
Biological process (GO): dephosphorylation
Cellular component (GO): focal adhesion
Molecular function (GO): protein binding
Source: RefSeq, a predicted model, not a curated record